Messenger RNA from Sardina pilchardus (European sardine), 7112 nucleotides. RefSeq names its product HECT, C2 and WW domain containing E3 ubiquitin protein ligase 2a (gene hecw2a). Gene Ontology annotation, biological process: protein polyubiquitination; regulation of dendrite morphogenesis. Gene Ontology annotation, molecular function: protein binding; ubiquitin protein ligase activity. The coding region runs from base 480 to 5045 and encodes 1521 amino acids. The record is from RefSeq and is a predicted model, not a curated record. The transcript has 29 exons. Lineage: Eukaryota; Metazoa; Chordata; Actinopteri; Clupeiformes; Clupeidae. Gene Ontology annotation, cellular component: cytoplasm.
UAUUCUCAUUGAAUUCAUGAGCUGUCUUCCAUGCGCUACCCUGUUUAAAGGGCAGGCUUAACCGUGAGCAGAGCCGCUCAGCUUCUGACAGAAAGGUAUUUCACUCGGCGCUCUUGUGGAAAGAGACACAAAGGGCCCAUCCACCAAGACGGGAUCAGAAAAUCUGACAAGUCCAAAUUACUUAGCGGGCAGAAAGAGCUGGCGAAGGCCUCCUCAUUCAGCCUGAGCCUCUUUGGGUUUGUUGCCGAGCCUCUUUUGGUUUGGGCCAGAGCCCAGCUUUAAGGGUUGGGCCUGUCGUGAGCUCACUCUUUCUGUGCGUUCACACUGCAGCCAAUCACCCUCCCAGUCUUUAAGCUUGGCCCCCACAACCACCAGCCACCAUUCGGCCCUCUCUAGCCACAGCCGUCCUCCCGUCGCAGCGCCGCUCCCAUGGGGCGCAGCCCAGCGGCGGCGACAGUGGCGGCAGCAGGAGCACCACCAUGGCUCCUCAGGGGCGUGAGCGCGAGCACCUGGCGCCCCCGGCCCGGGACCACCCGACCACGGGCCAGCGCCGGCGCAGCCCCCACCUGCGCCACACGCUCAGCCCAGAGAACCUGCGCAGCCUGUCGGAGCGCAGCAGCAGCGACGCGGGGCCGCCGGGAUCCAGCGUCGCCGGCCUGGUGGGGCUGCCGCGCGCCAACAGCGACACAGACCUGGUGAGCUCGCAGGGCCGCUCCUCGCUCACCGCCAGCACGGUGGACUUCACCAUGGGCCGGGGACAGAACCUGGUCAUCUCCUGGGACAUCAAAGAAGAGGUGGACGCCACUGACUGGAUCGGUCUCUACCAAAUAGAUGAAACUUGUCCAUCAAACGUGUGGGACUGCAAGAACCGUGGUGUGAACGGGACACAGCAAGGACAAAUUGUGUGGAAACUGGAGGCAGGACCCUACUUCAUGGAGCCGGAGACCAGGAUAUGCUUCAAGUACUACCAUGGAGUCAGUGGAGCGCUGAGAGCCACCACGCCCUGCAUCACAGUCAAAAACCCUGGAGUACAGGCUGAAACUCAAGGUGAGGGGCAAGAAACUACUCGGAGACUGGUCAGCUUCACUCUGUCAGACAUUUGUGCGGUGGGUCUUAAGAAGGGCAUGUUCUUUAACCCUGACCCGUACCUGAAGAUGUCCAUCCAGCCAGGCAAGAGGAGCUGCUUCCCCAGCCUCUCCCACCACGGCCAGGAGAGACGGAGCUCCAUCAUCUCCAACACCACCAACCCUGUGUGGCGGGGAGAGAAACACACUUUCGUAGCGCUGAUGACAGACGUCCUGGUGAUCGAAGUCAAGGACAAGUUUGCGAAGAGCCGGCCGAUCAUCAAGCGCUUCCUGGGUCAGCUGCACAUCCCCGUGCAGAUCCUGCUGGAGAGACAGUCUGGGUGGGUGCCAUGGCAACGCCUCGUCUCCCUCUGUCCUGCUUACACAGAGUGUCAUCAUGCUGAGGCUCUCGAGCUCAAGCUCCACAAAGACCCAUGUAGAAACUCGCAGCCCCUGAGUUUCUCUCUGUGCCGUCGCUUGCCCACGGAUCACGUGAGCGGCCAGAUGCAGCUCAGAGUGGAGGUGACGUCCGCCGGGCACGAGGUUGCAGAGUCCCUCCUCGUGGCUUCGGCCAUGAAUGGAGCCCCCGGCACUCCCUCGGACGAUGAGGACCUCCCGCACCACCUCCCCCUGACCUUGGGGAUGCACUCGCCCACCGGCUCCCUGGGCUCGCCGCGGACCAGCGACGGGGGCCUCAUCACGCCUCCCGAGCGGGACUACCUUCCCAGCGUCGCCCACCUGGAGGACGACUCGCCCUCGUCGCCCGACCUGCUCCAGGGCUCCUUCAGCGAGCAGCUGGACGCCAUCGAGGCGCCCAAGGGCCCCGGCGAGAGGCCCCUGGGGGCCGCCUCCUCGCCCCGGCUCUGCUCCAGCUUCCCCACACACACGCGCCUCAGCGCCAUGCUGCACAUCGACUCGGACGAAGACGAGGAGCGUUCCACGGCCAACGACACCACGCCGCCCACCGUCCACCACGGCGGCCCCAGGCUGCUGCCGCCCGUGCCCUCGGCGCCCCCGGACGAGACCGAGGAAGAGGAGGAGGAGGAGGAGGUGGACUCCUGCAGGGAGGCGGACGAGAUGGUGGGGGUGGUGAUGCCGCCGCUGAGAGGGGGGCCCCCUGCACUGGGAGACGAGGGACCCAGCUCCCUGGCCCCCGAGGUGGGCACGGCCAGACAGGAGGAGCCGGAGGAGGACGGACAGGCGCCCAGCGAGGACCAGAGCACCGAGGUGGACGUGUCGUCCAUGGCCACAGACAGCUGUCCCGCCGGCGCAUCUGGGAACGAGGAUAUGCAAGAGAGUGAGGAGGGAGCAGAGACAGCAAUCGACCCUGGGGGAGGGGAGUCGGAACAGGCCCCACCGACAUCGGACAACACCAGCGAUCCAGCAGAAGAGCCUCCACCCACGGAGAUCGCGAGGUCGCCACCACCGCCGCCACCACCGACGGUGGAGCCUCCAGCCAACGAGGCGGAGGAGGAGGAGGAAGAGGAGCCGGACACCAUGUCGAGGAGGUGGAGCCUAGAGGCCACGGCGGGCGUGUCGCAGGGAGAGGAGGAAGAGGAGGACCUCAUGCCCUCAGCCGAGGGCGGCUCCGUGGACUCGGAGACGUUUGUCACCGACACAGAAACGGAAGGAUCUCCCAGAGCGCAGGUGAAUGGCCACCAGCAUGUUGGUUCCCUCCCCUCGGUCAGACAGGACAUCCAUCGCUACCAGAGGGUGGAUGAGCCUCUGCCACCUAACUGGGAGGCUCGGAUUGACAGUCAUGGCCGCAUUUUCUUUGUGGACCAUGUGAACCGCACCACCACCUGGCAGCGGCCCACCGGCCCGCCGGCCCCACAGGGCCUGACCCGCUCCAGUUCCAUCCAGCAGAUGGAGCAGCUCAACCGCAGGUACCAGAGUAUCCGCAGGACUAUGACCAGUGAGAGGUCAGAGGAGCAGCCUGUGGAACCUCCUGAGGAUGCAGACCUGAUACCCCACAACAUAUCUGAGUACCGGAGGGACAGUCACUCCAGCUCCCGCUCGCGCCUGGCUCUGUUGCUCCAGUCCCCCGGUGCCAAGUUCCUCUCCAGUCCCGACUUCUUCACUGUGCUGCAUUCCAACCCUAGUGCCUACCGCAUGUUUACGAGCAACACCUGCCUGAAGCACAUGAUCAGCAAGGUGCGGCGAGACGCACACCACUUUGAGCGCUACCAGCACAACCGCGACCUGGUCACCUUCCUCAACCUGUUCGCCAACAAGCAGCUGGAGCUGCCCCGGGGCUGGGAGAUGAAACACGACCACACCGGCAAGCCCUUCUUUGUGGAUCAUAACUGUCGCACCACCACCUUCAUCGACCCGCGGCUGCCCCUGCAGAGCUCCCGCUCCAGCGGCCUCCUGGCCCACCGGCAGCACCUGAGCCGCCAGCGCAGCCACAGCGCUGGGGAGGUGGCUGACGACUCUCGAUCCCCGAGCCCCCCCAUGCCCAGGCCCUCCAGCACCUUCAGUGGAUCCAGUCGCAGCCAGUAUCACGACCUCGUCCCCGUGGCUUACAAUGAGAAGAUUGUUGCUUUUCUUCGGCAACCCAACAUCUUGGAGAUCUUGCAGGAGAGACAGCCGGAGCUUGUGCGAAAUCACUCUCUCAAAGAGAAGGUGCAGUUUAUUCGCAGUGAGGGUUCCUCCGGGUUAGCUCGCCUAUCCAGUGAUGCUGACCUGGUUAUGCUAUUGAGUCUGUUUGAAGAGGAAGUGAUGUCGUAUGUGCCACCACAUGCCUUAUUGCAGGCAGGCUACUGUCAUGCCUCUCCCCAAAGUUCUCCUGGUACGCCACGAGCGAAUGCACGGGCUCCUGCUCCCUACAAACGUGACUUUGAAGCCAAGCUGAGAAACUUCUACCGCAAGCUGGAAACGAAAGGCUACGGCCAAGGCCCUGGGAAAGUGAAACUCAUCAUUCGUAGAGAUCACCUUCUGGAGGACGCCUUCAACCAGAUUAUGUGUUACUCCCGCAAAGACCUGCAGAGGAGCAAAUUAUAUGUCAGCUUCGUAGGGGAAGAAGGAUUGGACUACAGUGGCCCAUCGAGGGAGUUCUUCUUUUUGGUCUCUCGAGAGCUCUUCAACCCUUACUAUGGGCUCUUUGAGUACUCAGCUAAUGACACUUACACUGUGCAAAUCAGCCCGAUGUCUGCCUUUGUGGACAACCACCAUGACUGGUUCCGCUUUAGUGGUCGUAUCCUGGGCUUGGCUCUCAUCCAUCAGUACCUUUUGGACGCUUUCUUCACCCGACCUUUCUACAAGGGGCUGCUGCGCAUCCCCUGUGAUCUCAGUGAUCUGGAAUUCCUAGACGAGGAGUUCCACCAGAGCCUGCAGUGGAUGAAGGACAACGACAUUGAGGACACACUGGACCUCACCUUUACAGUCAACGAGGAAGUAUUUGGACAGAUCACGGAGCGUGAGCUGAAGCCUGGCGGGUCCAGCAUCACUGUGUCUGAGAAGAACAAGAAGGAGUACAUUGAGCGCAUGGUGAAAUGGCGCAUCGAGAGAGGCGUGGCUCAGCAGACCGAGAGCCUGGUGCGAGGCUUUUACGAGGUAGUGGACGUGCGACUGGUGUCUGUGUUUGAUGCUCGGGAGCUGGAACUGGUUAUAGCUGGUACUGCAGAGAUCGACCUUGCAGACUGGAGGAGCAACACUGAGUACAGAGGAGGUUACCAUGACAACCACAUUGUGAUCCGCUGGUUCUGGGCUGCAGUGGAGAGGUUCAAUAAUGAGCAGAGACUGCGACUGCUGCAGUUUGUUACAGGCACAUCGAGUAUUCCCUACGAAGGCUUCGCCUCUCUGAGGGGGAGUAACGGUCCUCGCCGUUUCUGUGUAGAGAAGUGGGGCAAGGUCACUUCCCUCCCGAGGGCUCACACCUGCUUCAACCGCCUGGAUCUCCCACCAUACCCCUGCUUCUCCAUGCUUUAUGAGAAGAUGCUCACAGCCGUGGAGGAGACCAGCACCUUUGGCCUGGAGUAACACCACAACCCAUCGCCUCCCUCCGCUACAAGCUUUUUUCUCCACUCUUCUUGAGUCACUACGCGAUACCUCCAAGCCCCCGGCUCUUAUCUUUACCCCUAGUGCCCUAGUCUUCUCCCUGCCUUCAGCCUAUGGCCUUGGUUACUUCACUGUUGCAAAAGGAAAAAACUCUCUCUCUUUAUCAGAUUCAUGCCCUGAAAAAAAAAACACCACACACUGGAAUGAUCUCAUCUGUGGACUUCACUAAUGUCACAUCCGGACUCUUUAUUGUGUAGCAAAUUUAUGCUUGAUGCACACACACACACACACACACACACACACACACACACACACACACACAUGCACGCAUACACACAUGCACACCCAUACAUACACACACACACACACACACACACACACACACACACACACUUGCACACACACACAUUGCACACUUACACAAGCAAUCUUUACAAGAAUGUAGAAAACAUGAUUAAUGUAUGAACUUCUAAUGCUUAAUUGUAGUAUGAAGGUUGUUGUGGAAAUUUUGGUUGUUUGGAAUAGGCUCAAUUUUAAACACUUGAGACCAAUAAUUCGACGGAGACAGGACAAGAGUGGGAAUUGUACUAAGAAGAGAGCUAUCAUACAGCAUCAUGUGAUUCAUUAGAAAGAACAAGGGGGAUUUUCAGAAAAGGAAAACAGAGAGGGAUGCAUCUGUAAUGGAUAACAGUUUUAACUGGCUUAAGAGAUAGUAUUUCACACUCCAGUUCAUAUCUAAAUGUGAACAGGCAAACUUAUAAAGCUGUCUUUGAAUCUACUACUGUGGGAAUAAGAUGAAAACCUACCACAAUAAAUAGCUGUUGUAUGCCCACCUAUUGAGGAUAAUGACCAUGUGACUCAGUCAGCAGCACUGGUGGGCCCCAAGAGAUUAGCCUGCCGUAACCACAAUGCAGGAAGCUAUGAAACAUUCAAUGGCAUGGACUGAGGAGCAAUAAACCAGCCGCCCCCGUGAAAGUCAGACAUAGACUCCUCAGUCACAUUGGCCUCUGGUGCAGGUGCGGUGAAGCAUGUUAGUGAGCAGUCGGUGCAUAUGACGUGCCAUUCCCACUGCAUAUCUACUGUAGUAAUGGAAUGACCGAGUGCAAGAGUGCAUCGAUGUUGCAUGAUCCUCUCCCUGUAAUUCUGUGGGCUCGGGCACAUUCACGGCAUGCAGGCCUACAUGCACUUGGUUGUAUUGUGUUUGGUUUGUCACCCCAGUAGUUGUGGCCCUAGUUAAGAAAAAUAUAGUGUCAAAGCAGCUCUCCAGUAUAACUGAGUCCAUUUAGGUGCAACAGUUUGUUACUGUUUGUUUGUAUGUCACACUGCUCAACACUCACACACAUACUCUAUCUCUUUUACACUCACAAACACACACACACACACACACACACACACACACACACACACACACACACACACACACACACACACACAUUCAAUAUCACAUAUUCAUAAGAGACACUAACAACUAAGUUUGACUACAAUAACAAAUUCAGCUAGAUCUGAAAUUUUCUUGCAUACAGAUCAAAUCUGUAACAAAGUAAAGAAAAAGAGGAAAAAAGCCCCACUUCUCUGUAUAUCCAAACCUGGCUCAAUAAUACUGCAUGCAGGGUCCGCAUAGUAACUCUGUGCCAAGUUUGACCCUUAGAUGGUGUCGUGUUAUAGCUUGAUAUUGCAUGCUGGAAUAGUGCCACAACACCAGACCAGAUUAGCUUUUUGCAUGAGGAUUUCGCUGUAAGGGUGGAUGUAAUGGGGAUGAAAAUGUGUCAGUUUCACUUUCACGUGUCCACAUGGUUUUCUUCUUUUUUUCCCCCAUCUACUGGUUGAUUUGUGUAGGUUGGAGUUCACAGGUCACAGGUCAUGGCUCAUCUCGAAAGCGUGUUAGGGCAAGCACUUGAAAAGCAAGGGAGAAUGUGAGAGACUUUCUGUAUUUUCCAUGUGUGUCCAUAUCUGUAUAUAGUUGUAUGAUACAUAUGUCUGUCCUGUCGUGUGUCGAAAUUAUAUUUUGCACUGAAUGUAGCAAACUUUUUGGGGCAAAGAGUCUGUUGU